This is a messenger RNA of Seriola dumerili (greater amberjack), 3128 nucleotides long. Its product is annotated as protein FAM49B-like. Bases 211 to 1191 code for a protein of 326 amino acids. Gene Ontology annotation, molecular function: small GTPase binding. Lineage: Eukaryota; Metazoa; Chordata; Actinopteri; Carangiformes; Carangidae. The transcript has 11 exons. The record is from RefSeq and is a predicted model, not a curated record. Gene Ontology annotation, biological process: regulation of actin filament polymerization; positive regulation of T cell activation.
ACUCACAGGAGAAAACUGCAAUCUGACUCAGGUUCAAGGUUCAGCUUCAGUCUGUCCCGCGCGCUCAGGCUGAAGCCGCUUCAGUUCUGCUGCCGAUCACAAACAUCAUCAGUUACUGAAGAUCCGUGACGUGACGACACGAAACAACAGCACCGAGUCUGAGGCUGCAGCCGGAAGUCAGGUCACUACAGUUACCGCGAGCCGAGGAGGAUGGGGAACCUGAUCAAAGUGUUAACCAGAGACAUCGACAACAAUGGUGGAAACUUCUUCUUGGAUUUUGAGAACGCUCAGCCCUCACAGUCAGAGACGGGGGUGUGGGAGAAGGUGAACCAGGUGCUGACGGAGGCCCAGAUCAUCCUGGAUGACCUGCAGGCGUACAGAGGAGCAGGAGAGGAGAUACGACAGGCCAUCCAGAGUCCUGGUGUGGAGGGCGUUCAGGAGAAGGCCUGGUCAGCUGUGGUCCCUCUGGUCACUAAACUCAAAACCUUCUACGAGUUUUCCCAGAAGCUCGAGUCCAGUCUGCAGUGUCUCCUGGACGUCCUCACCAGCUCCGGUUCCACUCCCACUCAACAUCUGGAGCAGAAACAGGCUCUGGCUCGUCAGUUCGCCCACAUCCUGCACUUCACGCUGCGUUUCGACGAGCUCAAGAUGACCAACCCCGCCAUCCAGAACGACUUCAGCUACUACCGCCGCACCAUCAGCCGCAUGCGAAUCAACAACCUGUCUGCCGACGCAGGAAAUGAGGUCAACAACGAGCUGGCCAAUCGGAUGUCUCUGUUUUACGCGAGCGCCACGCCGAUGCUGAAGACGUUAAGUGACGCCACGUCGAAGUUCGUCUCAGAUAAUCCAGACGUCCCCAUCGAAAACACCACAGACUGUCUGAGCACGAUGGCCAGUGUGUGUAAAGUGAUGCUGGAAACACCGGAGUAUCGCAGUCGUUUCACCAGUGAGGAGACGGUGUUGUUCUGCCUCCGUGUGAUGGUCGGCGUCAUCAUCCUGUACGACCACGUUCACCCGGCCGGAGCCUUCGUUAAGACCUCCAAUAUUGACAUGAAAGGCUGCAUCAGGGUGCUGAAGGAGCAGCCGCCCAGCAGUGUGGAGGGAUUACUCAACGCUCUCAGGUACACGACCAAACAUCUGAACGAUGAGACUACCUCCAAGCAAAUCAAAAACAUGCUGCAGCCAAAUUAACUCGACGCUCGUUUUGUUGUGUCUCGGUCCAGAUUUCAAAAGAACUACUGAACAAACCUUUAGCUAAUGUUUCUUUGUUUAACCUCAUUUGUUGUUUUUUUGUUUUUUUAUUCUCAUUUGAAAAAAAAUGUUUUUGUUGUUGUAAAAAAAAAAAAAAAAAAAAAAAGCUGGUUGAUCCAAGAGAAGACGGUGUAAAAAUCAGGUUUCAUGUUCGAGCUCCAUUCACAUCAAGUCAGAUUUACAACAACUACGAUCUUCAGAGGGAAAUCAUGUUUAUUACCAGGAGAACAGCUGACUUCCUUUUUUCUUCUGCUUCCUGAAACAGCUGUUUAACCCUUUAACCCCCGAGUUUCCCUCUGAAACCUCCACCUCCAAAACCCUGAGGGUUUUCUGAAGAACGUGACGUUAAGAUAACGAGACCUUAAACCUCUGGCUUUUAUUGUAAAUCAUUGGCUUUGCCUUGGAAAGUGAAUAUGGCUGAAAAAACAUUUGUCAACAUUCUCAGAUCAGUUUUAUUGACUUUUUUUGACCAUUAGGGUGAAGACAGUGACUUACAAUAAAAGACAGAAGUUUAAGGUCUCAGGUGGUUUUUAUUUCAGGUCUCUUUCUGCUUCAGAGGCUGAGAAAUGAAAGUUUUAGUGACAGCGUUGUAUCAGGUGAAUCUUUACCUCUAGCUAGCGAUGAUACUGGCUCCUCCCCCUCCUCCUCCUCUGACAUGCUAGCUGGUUAGCAGCUUAGCAGGUUGAAAUCUGGUGACUGAAUCUUAUAAAUCGUUGUUGUUGUUGUGAUGGAGCUAACAGCUGUAUUCUGCUUUUUUGUGGCUAAAACACAAACGAAAUACAUUUCCCAUAAUGCAUUUCACCGUCCUGACACGGAUUUUAGCAAUUCACAACGCAUUUCAUCAUUGACGUCUCAAAAUUGACGUAAUCAGAUACCACACAUGUUCGUCUCAUCUGGUCUUAAGAGGUUAACCUGUCUGUAACCAUGAAUCUGGCUGAUAUCUCUGGAUAAUAAUAAUGAUAAUAAUAAUAAUAAUAAUAAUAAUGACGUUAUUUAUAUAGCACCUUUAAAAACAGAGUUUACAAAGUGCUUUGACAAUCGAAGCUAAAGCAAUAACAGGCAAGAGGCUCAGGAGGCAAAAUAACAUCCAAAAGUUCAAACUAAAGCAGUUAAAGAUGGAAGACAAACAAUAUACCUCAGUAUAAAUGAGGACAAUUAGAGAGAGGAGAUACAGUAUAUAAGCAAUAAAAGGACGAUAAAAAGACAAUAUCACAUACAAGUCUAUAAAAAUGGUUUUUAAGAAGUGACUGACUCUGCCUUAUCUCGGGCAAAAAAGCAUUUUCUCCUGAUAAUAUCUCGUUAUCUCUGGAUAACGAGGUUUGUUAUAUUGAGAUAACAUGUUAAAGAAAUUAUGGCCUUUCUCAGCUUCCAUAGUUGAACUCCCAAUAAAUGAUUUUAUUCUCUUACUAGGCAUAAGACUUAAUAAGAGAAUAAAAUGUGUGUGGUUUAGUGUACUGUAGUGAAUGAUUUGUGUCUCUCUUCUGAACGAACUGAAAUGUGGUCAGCAGGAUAGUUUUAGGGCUCGAACAUGUAAAAGCAGUGAUAGCACUGUAGGAGGAGUUGGGGAUUAGCUAACAGAAGGAGAAGCACUGUGACGGUACUGAAACGAGGGAAACCUCAGACUGAUGUGGAUUUCAGUUUUCUCUAUGUCUGAACUGAUGUGAUCAGUGGGACCGCUGACUGGAAACUUCUACAAGCUUUUUGUUUUGCCUCGUGUGUUGAUGCUGCAGUGCCAGGGAUUCUGAUGCUGCAGUGCUAGGGAUUCUGAUGCUGCAGUGCCAGGGAUUCUGAUGCUGUAGUGCCAGGGAUUGUGUGGCAUUAAGUGUUUUUAAUGAUGUUUGUGUUGGCCAAAUAAAGUUUUUACAUUUUUAAGAAAA